AUGAUGGCGGAUUCGACUGUAUUCCGACCGACCGAGCACAUUGCGUCUGGCAACAAGUUCAAGGAUAAAUCGCUUUUUGCAGGUCUGGUUAGACUGGGCUCCACGUACGAGCGGCUAAAGGGGUCAACUGCACUUGCUUGUAUCGCCAUUCUGCUCCCAAGUUACGAACUGUCUUCUUUGUCACAAUCCUCGUCCGCAUCCGAUGACCCAAUAAAACAUGGAGUAGUCUGGUUCUCCAAGCAAUCUGCUCAAGCUCUAUAA
This is a messenger RNA of Protopolystoma xenopodis, 261 nucleotides long. NCBI's taxonomy places the organism in Eukaryota, Metazoa, Platyhelminthes, Monogenea, Polystomatidea, Polystomatidae. The record is from the annotation of a GenBank genome assembly.